Petromyzon marinus (sea lamprey) is the source of this 2868-nucleotide messenger RNA. RefSeq names its product neuromedin-U receptor 2. Gene Ontology annotation, cellular component: plasma membrane. NCBI's taxonomy places the organism in Eukaryota, Metazoa, Chordata, Hyperoartia, Petromyzontiformes, Petromyzontidae. Gene Ontology annotation, biological process: neuropeptide signaling pathway. Gene Ontology annotation, molecular function: neuromedin U receptor activity. The record is from RefSeq and is a predicted model, not a curated record.
GUGUGGGUGUUAGGCGCAUUGAUGAGCAUCGUUGAGGGUUUGUUGAGGCAGGUAGCAGAGGUGGAUCGAUCCAUUUUCAUCGAUUAAUAUCGAUGCUCAAGGCUUAAGGUGCAUCGAAUCGCACGUGUAAUAAUGGACGUUUUCAUCUUCAUGCAAAGUACCGUAGUGCGGAUUACAUACUGUCACAUGACUGGUAAAAAGGAGAGGGCGGCACGAGGCUGACAACACAAACGAGGCAGUAGAAACGAGACGGAACUCACGAAUGCAAACGAGACUGUGCAAACGAGAUAGCAAAAUGCAAAGAGAUGGAGAGAGAGAGAAAGCGCGACAUGGAAACAAAAGCAGUGCAAACAACACAACGAGAGCUGCCGUGUAGGCGAGAUAGCUGGCUGGUGCGAACGAGAUGACUCGAGUAUAACAGUACUGCACAUACGAUACAGUCCAAGCGAAUCGCCCUCUACACCCAGAGCAAAUUCACACACACUCGAUUAUAACAUCGACUCUUUCCAUCGAAUCACGGCAACUCGACGACAUCGCCGUGGGGGGUGGGGGGGGAGGGGAUCGUCCCACCCCUUGCAGCAGGGAGGGAAGAUCGAGUCGGUAGGUUAGGGAUGGGUGGAGUGAAACGAGCGCCGAUGGUUGGCUUAGCCGAGCGCGCAAGUAGCAGCAGCAGCAAGCGCAGCCACCCCCGCGGUAUAAAUUCCGCCGCCGCCACCGCUCAGCACCCCCACGCUGUGGACAGCGCCCUGCGGUCGCCUCCCCGAUCGUGACCGAGAGGCAAGCGCCUUGGCAGUGGCUUCACAGCCACACGAUGUCGAUUUGACGGCGAUGCGUGGAGAGGGGGGGGGGUGGGACGUUUCGUUCGAGAAUAGUUCAUGAAAGCGAGCGGGGAUUACACGGGCAUUGAGUUGACGCGAAAUACAGACUCCGAGUGGAUGAUUGAAUAGUGCCCCGGAAAGAAGGUGUUUAGUUUGAACCUACUUGCUGCCGUUGCACGGCGUUUAAACAAAAUCGCGGUCGUUUUGCCCAAUUGGCAAGUGUCGCAGGCAGCGGAACAUUCCGGCGUGGUUUGUUUGCUGCGGGAACAUAGAGUUGUCGGAAUGAAGGGUCCUUAACACUGACGGCAGGUCGCGUUACCAUCUGACACAAACAAACAAAAACCCCUAUUAUUGGCACCGUGUCCCGCACAACCGGGAAUGCCGCACCACGAGUGCGGCUCGUGUCCGUACGUUCCGCGUGCUGCAUUACGCCCGCAAUAAGGAGAGCGCCUUCACCUCUGGCAUCUCAGUCAAUCUGCUUGCGGACUGGAGGGCGAGGAGAGCCGCGCGGACGACACGAUGAUGGGCGACGCCAACGCGACGCCCCACAACCUCACGCAAGACGAGCUGCUGUUGAGAGAGCGCGGGCGCAGGCAGAGCGACUUCUUCGUGCCCAUCUGCCUCACCUACAGCCUCAUCUUCGCCGUGGGCGUGGGAGGAAACGUCCUCACGUGCACCGUGAUCGCCAGCAGGAAGGGCAUGAAGACGCCCACCAACUUCUACCUAUUCAGCCUCGCCAUCUCCGACCUGCUAGUGCUGCUGCUGGGCAUGCCGCUGGAGCUCUACGAGAUGUGGUCCAACUAUCCCUUCCUCUUCGGCCGCCUGGGCUGCUACUUCAGGACGGCGCUCUUCGAGACCGUGUGCUUCGCCUCGGUGCUCAACGUCACGGCGCUCAGCCUGGAGCGCUACGUCGCCGUCGUGCACCCGCUGCGCGCCCGCUCCUCCAGCACACGGCGGCGCGCCGUGCGCGUCAUCGCGGCGCUGUGGCUCCUGUCCGGGCUCCUCUCGCUGCCCAACACCCUGACGCACGACCUCAACUUCCUGGUGCUGCCCGACGGCUCGCCGCUCGACGAGUCGGCUGUGUGCACCGUGGUGCACUUCUGGCCCUAUAAGUACAUCGUGGCCGUCACCGCGUUCCUCUUCUACGUGCUGCCCAUGGCCCUCAUUAGCGUCCUCUACUGCCUCAUGGGGCUGGAGCUCCGCGAGGAGAAGCUGUGCUACGGUGAGAGGCGCCUGCAGCAGGCGGACCAGCCCGGCGGCGCCGGGGACAAUCGCCUGAGCGUGCAGCGCCCGCCACGGCGCACCGUCACCAAGAUGCUCUUCGUGCUGGUGCUGGUGUUCGGGCUGUGCUGGGCUCCGUUCCACGUUGACCGUCUCUUCUACAGCUUCGUCACCAAGUGGACCGAGACCUUGGCGCUCGUGUUCAACACUGUGCACAUCAUGGCAGGCGUCCUAUUUUACCUGAGCUCCGCCGUCAACCCGAUCAUCUACAACCUGCUCUCGACGCGCUUCCGCGCCGCCUUCCGCGAGCUGCUCUUCCGCCAGCUCAGCCGGAGCACCUCGCUGGGCUCCAGUCCCGCCAAGCUGUCGCUGGUGAACCGCCACAGCCUGACGGCGCUCAGCGGCCAGACGCUCAAUCUGGGCGAGCUCGUCGACUUGGGCUGCCCCGCACCGCUGCUCCCGGCGCAGGCCAACGCCACGGGACCCGCCGCGCGGACGGCCCCACUACCGGUGACCAGGGAGAGCAUCCAUCACAUCUGCCUGUGAAGAGGAACUGCCGGCUGUAAGCCACCGAGAACCUCAGGUGGCCCGGAUUGAUGGGCCUUUUUGAGGCUGCAGCCCCAGAGUGCCGGAUUUUUCGGGGUUCUAACAAAAAUAUUUGAGUGAUUUUCUUAAUGGUUGAAAUGCAAUACUGUGGCACUAUGAUACAUGCCUGGUAUGCAGAAGUGCGUGGGUUUGAUCCCGACCCUGAUGCCUGCUGUAUAUUUCGAGUUUGCAUGUUCUCCCCGUGGUUGCGUGGAUUUUAUCCGGGUUCUCCGAUUUUUUCCCU